ACUGUCACAGCGUUCCGGUCCGGCCGAGCGAAUAUAUAGUGAAGUCGGUGCCGCUGGUAGGAGGCAUUGUUGACAUUUCGUCUUUGACAGUCGACUGGAAACCCCUCUCCUUCGUGAAACAUUUUCAGUCGCCCACAAAGCGCAGUACGGACUCCCUGUUGGCUGUCCAGGCGGAGGGAGGAAAGGAAGAAAUAAGCUAGCGGAGACGUCAUUUGAGGGUUUUUCUUCGAGUAGCCGGAUCUGAGGGGAAGCAGAGCAGACCCUGAUUGGAGAGGGAAUCACGACCACAGUUCCAGCCACACAGACUGCCCUCGCCUAGAUCAUGCAGCCCUCGGUUCUUCUUCUCCUCUCCUCAAUCUUCCUUCUGUCUCUCCUCAUCCCCACUUGCUUCUCCCAGAGUGAGGCUGACUUCAUUGUUCAGACACGUACUGGUCUAGUUCGAGGCAUUCGCCAGCCAGUUCCAGACCGGAACUAUGUCACAGCUUUCCUGGGCAUCCCCUUCGCUGAGCCACCGGUAGGGAGGCGGCGUUUCCGUCCUGCUGAGCCCAAGCGUCAGUGGAGUGGGGUGUACGAUGCUAACGCCUACCCCAAUGCCUGCUACCAGUUGGUGGACACAUCGUUUCCUGGCUUCCAGGGCAGCGAGAUGUGGAAUCCUAACAGAGAAAUGAGUGAGGACUGCUUGUACCUCAAUGUCUGGGUGCCCUCCUCGCCCAGACCCCACAAUCUCACCGUCAUGGUGUGGAUCUACGGUGGAGGGUUCUACAGUGGCUCUUCUUCUCUGGACGUAUAUGAUGGUCGUUAUCUAGCUCACAGUGAGACAGUCAUUGUGGUUUCAAUGAACUACCGGAUUGGUGCCUUUGGCUUUCUUGCUCUGCAUGGCUCCUCUGAGGCUCCUGGCAAUGUGGGUCUGCUGGACCAGAGGAUGGCACUACAGUGGGUCCAAGACAACAUACAUUUCUUUGGUGGAAACCCCAAACAGGUGACUAUAUUUGGUGAGAGUGCUGGUGGUGCUUCAGUAGGAUUUCACCUAUUGUCUCCAGACAGUUGGCCUACUUUCACAAGAGCCAUCCUCCAGAGUGGGGUCCCCAACUGUCCAUGGGCAUCAGUCACCCCCGCUGAGGCCCGUAGACGUGCCACACAGCUCGGCACGAUGGUUGGGUGUAAAGAAGACAACGACACUGUGCUUGUAGACUGUUUGCGCAGCAAAACUCCACAGGAGUUAAUUGACCAGGAAUGGAAGGUUCUGCCAUGGUUUGCCCUCUUCCGGUUUUCAUUUGUGCCCGUUGUGGAUGGUGAGGUUGUGCCCGACACACCUGAGGCAAUGCUCAACUCAGGCAACUUUAAAGAUACUCAAAUCCUCCUUGGGGUCAACCAGGAUGAGGGCUCCUUCUUCUUGGUGUACGGAGCGCCAGGCUUCAGCAAGGACAAUGAGAGUCUAAUCUCCAGAGAGGACUUCGUUGAAGGUGUGAAGCUGAGCGUACCGCACGCUAAUGAUAUUGGCGUGGAGGCAGUGUUGCUGCAAUAUACUGACUGGAUGGAUGAGAAUAACGGAUUGAAAAACCGUGAUGCCAUGGAUGACAUUGUGGGCGACCACAAUGUUAUCUGCCCACUGGCCCACUUUGCUCGCUCCUAUGCCCAACACAACACCCUCAAAGCUAACAUGGGAGGACCUGGCUUCGGGAUGAUAAACAGCGGAGGAAACUCACAAGGUGGGAUAUACCUCUACCUUUUUGACCACCGAUCGUCCAACCUGGCCUGGCCAGAGUGGAUGGGUGUGAUCCAUGGCUACGAGAUUGAGUAUGUCUUUGGUCUGCCGCUGGAGAAGAGACUCAACUACACCCAAGAGGAGGAGAAACUGAGCCGACGAAUGAUGAGAUAUUGGGCCAACUUUGCACGGACUGGAAAUCCAAAUGAAGGGCUGGCAGACAGAGGGAAACGCUGGCCUGUGUUCACUAUCAGCGAACAGAAACAUGUGGGACUCAACACCGAACCACUGAAGAUCCACAAAGGUUUGCGGAACCAGAUGUGUGCUUUCUGGAACCGUUUCCUGCCACGCCUCCUCAACAUCACUGACAACAUAGAUGAGGCAGAGCGUCAGUGGAAGGUGGAGUUUCACCGCUGGUCUUCCUACAUGAUGCACUGGAAGAGUCAGUUUGACCACUACAGCAAGCAGGAGCGCUGCACUGACCUCUGAGAGCUUCAGCAGAGAGAUGAGAAUAAUGACAGGGAUGGGGAAGGCAGAAAGAACAAGCUGUGGCCAUUUUCCUCCAUAGCCCCUCAGUGAAGUCUGACUUCUUUUUGUUUUGUUUUUUGUUUCACAACACAUGUAAACACAGGCACUGUCGAUCUUUAUUUAUAUAAUUUAUACUAUUUAUUGAUGUGUUGGGGUUUUUUUUGGAAUUUGUGUCUGUGUGGAAAUUAAGGGCUAUGGAGGGAACUUGCCAUCAGCAUCGAGGAGUAUUAGAAAUGUCAGAGAUGUGUCAUUACCUCGGGUGUGUGUGUAUGUAUGUGUGUGUGUACGUAUGUUUGUGGCUUGGAAGCCCCACAGUGUAACUCAGACCUUAAUCGGCCCAUGACACUGCACCACUGCUGGUUGAUUGUAAAAUCACUUGUCUUUGUGGUCAUCUUAACAUACUCAGCUUUUGUUUUUUGAGGAUUCCUUCUUUCUAACAUAUCAGGUUUUUUGUUUUGUUUUUGUUUUUUUUUUUGGACUCAAGACCACCGUUUAUGUGUCAAGUUUCUGUUGAAGCCUUGCAGUCUUGUUCUUGUUCAUUACUACAACUGUGACCACUAUUCCCAUUACCUGUCAAACAUUGCCUGUGUAUUUCUCUUUAGUUAAAGCCAUAUGUUGCACUGAAUCCAAGUGUGUUCUUGUGUUAAAAGGCUCCAUAAAAAAACAUGCACUCCUUACAUUUUCCUUAGUGUUAGGAAAACCACUUUAUGCUAGCUUGAUGUGACAUCUAGGUUUGUAAGUUGGACCGUUCCAUUACUCCUGUAGAUAGUGUAUGACAUUCAGACCAACUGACUGGUGCCUAAUUCACAUUACAUUUCAGAAGUUCACUUCAGCUCAGCUUGGCAGUUGAACAGAAACAAGUCAUGCUGAGGUUUGUGCUCCUCCUCCGCUUUGCCCGUCUUUAAGUGAGCUUACAGCUCAGUCCUUCUUCUCAGCUGUGGUCUGUGUGGGUCAUUACCACUGAACAACUGUACUGAAUUAUGUGUGUAUGCACACGCAUGAUUGUGUGUGUACUAUCUUAGAUGUGUGUGUGUGUGUGUGUGUGUGUCAUUCACUCAUUGUCAUGUACAGCUGUCAUGUAUUUCAUUAACGCUUCUCUGCAUGAGACAGUCUUCCCUUUCUGUUCAUUCCAACCCUCACUGCUUCAGUUCAGUCCUGUUGUUUAUGUUCCCGUGUCUUUUCUUUCUCAUUUGUCCCCUCCUUUUUUAGUCCUCCUCACGAGUGACCUUUCCCUAUUUACUUCCCGUCCAUUCUUUUUCCACCGCUCUCCUUUCUCCCCCCCCAAUCUGUAAGCCAUCGUCCCAUCUUCUAUUCAUACUCUGUCUCCUCUCUUUUCCUCUUCUCCUCCUGCAUCUGUUCCCAUCCCUCUGUUAUCCCCCUGUUGUGCACCCCCUCACUCUGCUUUCUACUUCUCCAUCUUUCUUUCCUUUAAUCUUCCUGUCCCUACUCUGGCUGUCAUCUCCAUCUCUAAUCAACCUCCACCCACCCUCCUGUCUUUCCUACUCUUUUCCUUUCAUCCUUCAGUCCCUCAUCACCCUCGUUUUUUUCCCACUCCUCCAUUACACCUUUAUAUACUCCUCUUAUCCUCUUUCCAUCUCCUCUUAAUUCCAACUCAUUUACCUUUUCUCUUUGUUUUUCUUUAGUUCCUUCCCCAUCCUACUCAUCCUGCAUCACUCUUUCCCUUUCUCCCUCCUCCCUCUGUGCUCUCCUUCCCUGCCCCCUCUCCUAUCUCCCUCCGUCCUCUUGCUUUCUUGUUAGUCUAAUGGAGGCAGAGUAAUUCACUCAGCGGCAAGAUAAUGUGACAGAGCGCUGGCUCAGCCUCUGGCCUGCCAGCCAACAGAAAUGAUGGAUAGAUGGAUGGAAAAUGGAGGUAAAAAGGCAGAGAGAGGAGAGGAGGAGAGCAGAGCCACGGACACGGCAAAAGGAGAGGUGGAGAAAUGAUGGAAAGAUGAAAAGACAGUCAGAGAAAUACACUUACAUAACUAUAGAAAAACUGUAUCUGUGGUUUGCAGCUUCCACAUAUUACACAUGUGGCACUGAUAAUGUGAUAAAGCAUUGAAAUUGAUUUAAUUCAGCUGGUAAUGACAGAAAAUAUUACCAGCUGAAUUGAUGAAUCUUGCCAGGCCUUUACAGGGUACCGCCCAGGAUUUGAUCUUCAAAAUACAGCUGCAUUGGGUUCCAUGAUUUCCCAGUGGCUUAAGUGACAUGGUUAGCUAACAUACAAAUACAAGAAAAAAAAAACAAAUCUCUAAAGGUUUAAUCUUUUGUCCAUAAAGACUGGACUAUUUUAUGUUUUAUUUCAAGACUUUUUGUCAACUUGUUUAUGUUUAGUUUGACAGUAAAAGCUUUUAUCCAGCAGCAUUCACACGUAACAUUAAAAAGAGUAAAAUAUGAUUUCAGUUAUUUCAAAAGUCUAACAAAACAUUUGACUUAAAAACUUCUACUGUGCUGAUGUUUUGGUCUCAUUUUGAUGACUUCAGAACCCUGAAAGUCCUGAAAGAUGAUUUUGUACGUAUCAUAUGUAGGAAUGUAUAUACGAUAUGCACAUCCCCACAUAUCAUAUGUAGGAAUGUACAUAAGAUGAGCAUAAAAGUAGUUAGUGCAUGCAAGUUCCAUAUGUUAGAAGUAUGUUGUUAUGUUGCUGGAGCAAGAUAGUGUACUUCACAAGUUAUAGUCUUGUGUGCAUAACAUCCGUGUUGCUCCUUCAGUAACCUCGUGGAACAAGAUCAUUUAUGUAACAGCUUAACAUGACUCUUAUAUUCUGGACACUCGAAUGACAACUUGUCUAUAUGCUGUGACACAAGUUAUUAUGUUGUGGUAACGUGUAAAAUUCUCUUCACAAGUAUUUUUCUUGUAAGAACAAAACCCCUAUGUUGUGCACACAAAAUGAUAAUAAUAAUAAUAAUAACUGUGCACUUAAGCUAUAAUCUAAUACCUUCUAGAUGUAAAAAUAUAGAAUAAUCUUACAGGACUUUGGGGCUUCUAUUCUGAACAGAAUGCUGCCUUCGCAAUCAAACUUGAGUGUGUGAAUCACUUGUCUGUGUGUGCCUACCACCCUUAACAUCCCAGUGUCUGAGUGUGUGUGUGUGUGCCUGUGUGUGUGUCACUGUACCUUCUGUUAACCUCUUUUAUUUCAGCAGUGGGAGGGAACUGAAUUGGCGCCCUGAUUGGCUGAUGGCUGUCCCAGCAAAAUGUCUCUGUUGGCAUGUGACGCUCCUAUUUAUGGCUCAGCGUUGUUUAGUUUAGCUUUAAAAAGAACUAAAUAUGAAAAAAAAAAGGAUUGUACCUGAUGUCCAAAAUACCUGUGAGGAAUGCAUGUGUGAAAGGCUGUGUGAAUGACAGCCCCUUCAGCUCCUCUCAUCCAAUGGGAGACCCUCUUUAAGCCCCACCUCCUUCCCUUGCCUUCCUAUCAAAUCCUUGUGCAUGUCCUCAAGCCCACUGUCCCCAGUAUAUCCUAAAAAAACAACCUGGACUGUUAUUUUCUGUAAAAUUUGUACUUUUCAACAAAAACUAUUAUCAAAGCAAGUGAUAUAUCUCUAAUGUUAGGUAUGUUUGAUGUUAGCAAUAACAUAAAUACUUCAGUAAAGGAAUAUAUUUGAUAUUUAAAUGCAGUGAAAAUAAUAACGUGAUAAUACAGCGAUGAUGAUGGAUAGAGGUUGUGUUUUAAAAGCAAUAUUAUUCUAAGUAUAAACUACAAAUGAGUGCCAUAAAUAUUUUUCUUGUAUCUUUCUGUUCAUUUGACUUUGUUUCAGUCCUCUGCCUCAUCGUUGUUUGUUCCAGUCACUAGUACUAUAAGUGUUGAAGGCUUCUGUAGCUUCCUAGUAUGUCUCUGUGUAUUAUGAAUGCUGACUUGGUUAAGCUAUAGCAACAGAAAUAAAGACACCCUGCUGCUUCUGUC
Molecule: messenger RNA, 6131 nt
Organism: Stegastes partitus (bicolor damselfish)
Lineage: Eukaryota; Metazoa; Chordata; Actinopteri; Pomacentridae
Gene: ache
Product: acetylcholinesterase (Yt blood group)
Exons: 9
Coding region: 323-2194 (623 amino acids)
Biological process (GO): acetylcholine catabolic process; choline metabolic process
Cellular component (GO): plasma membrane
Molecular function (GO): acetylcholinesterase activity
Source: RefSeq, a predicted model, not a curated record